This is a messenger RNA of Penicillium longicatenatum, 4419 nucleotides long. RefSeq names its product putative ABC multidrug transporter. Gene Ontology annotation, molecular function: ABC-type transporter activity; ATP hydrolysis activity; ATP binding. Gene Ontology annotation, biological process: transmembrane transport. Gene Ontology annotation, cellular component: membrane. The record is from RefSeq and is a predicted model, not a curated record. The coding region runs from base 1 to 4419 and encodes 1472 amino acids. NCBI's taxonomy places the organism in Eukaryota, Fungi, Ascomycota, Eurotiomycetes, Eurotiales, Aspergillaceae. The transcript is spliced from 5 exons.
AUGUCUUCCUCUCGAGAAGAGGAAGAAAAACCCCACAAGGAAUUGGCUCCAGAAACCGAAUAUGAAGAAGGGAAUUCUGAAACUACCUACGAGCCAAUUGGCUUAAUCGAGCCCAGUGAAGUCGAUACCCUUACCCGUAUAGCAACCCAGCAGUCUCGACGACAAUCUACCGCCGGACCUGCCCACCGUCUAGCCUCACUCGCAGAAUCAGAUCCCACCCUGAACCCUCAAUCUGGGAAAUUCGACCUGCGAAAAUGGAUCAUCGCUGCCAUGCGAGAUGUGGGCCGAGAACGAAGCCAAAAGAUGGGUGUUGUGUUCAAGGAUCUUAACAUCUAUGGAUCUGGCUCGGAGCUGCAGUUCCAGGACACCGUCUCUUCAAUGUUAACAGCGCCUCUUCGGAUUGGAGAGGCCUUCCGCAAAUCUCCAAAAAAGCGCAUCCUCAAGGACUUCAAUGGAAUUCUCAAGAGUGGGGAGCUGUUGCUUGUGCUCGGUCGCCCUGGAGCAGGCUGUAGUACUAUGCUGAAGUCGAUCAUGGGUGAGCUGCAUGGAUUGGAAAUGGGAGAAGGUAGUGUUAUCAAUUACAACGGUAUUCCUCAGCGCCGCAUGAUAAAGGAGUUCAAGGGUGAAAUGGUCUAUAAUCAAGAAGUCGAUCGCCAUUUCCCUCACCUUACUGUCGGUCAGACCCUAGAGCACGCCGCUGCGACACGAACCCCGUCCCACCGAUUCCAAGGAAUGAGCCGCGGCGAAUUCGCAAAAUAUAUGGCGCAGAUCGUCAUGGCAGUCUUCGGUCUGAGCCACACUUAUAAUACUCGUGUGGGAGAUGACUUUAUCCGUGGUGUUUCCGGUGGAGAGCGGAAGCGUGUCAGUAUUGCCGAAAUGGCACUCUCUUCAUCGCCUUUAGCUGCCUGGGACAAUUCAACGCGUGGAUUGGAUUCAGCGACAGCCUUGAAGUUUGUCGAAUCUCUUCGUUUACUGUCAGACCUUACUGGUUCUGCCCAUGCUGUGGCAGCCUACCAGGCAAGCCAGAGCAUCUAUGACCGCUUCGACAAAGUUGUCGUUCUUUACGGGGGUCAUCAAGUCUUCUUCGGACCGGCGAACGACGCUAAGGAGUACUUUGAAAAGCAGGGAUGGUAUUGCCCUCCCAGACAAACUACCGGUGACUUUCUGACCUCGAUCACCAACCCCGACGAGCGUCAAGCGAAGCCUGGUAUGGAGUCUCAAGUUCCUCGUACCCCUGAGGAGUUCGAGGCUGCCUGGCUUAAGUCUUCAGAGUACAAGCAGCUUCGAUCUGAAAUUAAUGCAUAUGAAGAGGAAUACCCCACGACGGACGAUGCCGAGGCUGUUGUUGCGUUCCAGGAAAAGAAGCGUGGCAACCAAGCCAAGCACACUCGUCCCACGUCUCCAUAUAUCAUCAGCAUCCCAAUGCAGAUCAAACUCAACACUACCCGUGCCUACCAACGGUUAUGGAACGAUGCAGCUUCGACGGUGUCCACCGUGGUCAGUAACAUCAUCAUGGCUCUCAUUAUUGGUUCUACCUUCUAUGACUCUCCCGACGCUACUGCUGGCUUCACUUCAAAAAGUGCAGCGCUUUUUUUCGCAGUCCUUCUUAACGCCUUGACCGCUAUGUCUGAAAUCAACGCUCUUUAUGCACAGCGACCGAUUAUCGAAAAGCAUAAUUCAUACGCCUUUUAUCAUCCGUUCACCGAGGCUAUUGCUGGUGUUAUUGCAGACAUUCCAGUGAAGUUUGCUCUCGCAGUCUGUUUCAACAUCAUCCUUUACUUCCUCGUCGGUCUCCAAAGGAAGCCGGGUAACUUCUUCCUCUACUUCCUAGUCACAUUCAUAAUUACCUUUGUCAUGAGUGCGGUUUUCCGGACAUUAGCAGCUAUCACGAAGACGGUUUCUCAAGCAAUGGGAUUGGCAGGUGUUAUGAUUCUAGCCCUUGUCGUGUACACAGGCUUCGUGCUACCAGUUCCGUCCAUGCACCCUUGGUUCGAGUGGAUUCACUACCUCAACCCGAUUUAUUACGCGUUCGAGAUUUUGAUUGCGAACGAGUUCCACGGGCGCGAUUUCCCUUGCUCGUCCUUCGUCCCGUCUUACGCUGACUUUUCCGGCGACGCAUUUUCUUGCAGUAUAGCUGGAUCAGUAGCAGGUGAUCUGACUGUGAACGGCGAUCGCUAUAUCUGGCUGAACUACCGAUACAAAUUCUCUCAUGUUUGGAGGAACUUUGGAAUUAUGUGUGCCUUUUUGGUUGGCUUCAUGGCCAUCUACUUCAUCGCCUGUGAGCUUAAUUCAUCUACUACUAGUACCGCUGAGGCUCUGGUGUUCCGUCGAGGCCACGAGCCUGCUCAUCUGCGCCGCGGUUACAAAAAAAGCAAGUCCGAUGUCGAGGCCCCUAAUGGGGUCGCCGUGGAAAAGACUUCUGGGGAAGGUGGCGCUCAGGAAAUGGGAGCUAUCCAGCCUCAGACUGAUAUCUUUACAUGGAGGGAUGUGUGCUACGAUAUUGAAAUCAAGGGCGAACCCCGCCGGCUUUUGGACAAUGUUGCCGGUUGGGUCAAGCCAGGAACUCUGACUGCUCUCAUGGGUGUCAGUGGCGCUGGUAAGACCACUCUUUUGGAUGUGCUGGCUCACCGAACUUCGGUUGGUGUUGUGACCGGUGACAUGCUUGUCAAUGGUCGCGGACUGGAUCAAAGUUUCCAACGCAAGACUGGCUACGUUCAGCAACAAGAUCUUCAUCUUGAGACUGCUACCGUUCGCGAGUCCUUGCGUUUCAGUGCUCUUUUGCGUCAACCGGCUAGCGUCUCCGUUCAGGAGAAGUACGACUAUGUCGAAGAUGUCAUCCGCAUGCUCCGUAUGGAAGAAUUUGCCGAAGCUAUUGUCGGUGUCCCUGGUGAGGGACUGAACGUUGAGCAGCGUAAGCUUCUGACUAUUGGUGUCGAGCUGGCUGCUAAACCAAAACUUUUGCUUUUCCUUGAUGAGCCCACUAGUGGUCUUGAUUCACAGAGCUCUUGGUCCAUCGUUUCCUUCCUUCGUCGUCUCUCCGAGCACGGUCAAGCCGUACUUUGCACCAUUCACCAGCCUAGCGCCAUCCUCUUUCAAGAAUUCGACCAACUUCUCUUUUUGGCCCGAGGUGGAAAGACAGUCUACUUCGGCCCAAUCGGUGAACAAUCCCGUACGCUUCUGGAUUACUUUGAGCAUCAUGGUGCUCGUGCGUGCGGAGAUAGCGAGAACCCUGCUGAGUAUAUGCUUGACGUUGUGAACGCUGGUUGCAACCCUCAAGGUGAAAACUGGUUUGAUGUGUGGAAGGGAAGCAAGGAGAGCCAGGAAGUCCAAGUUGAACUUGAUCGCAUUCAUAAGGAGCAACAGGAGAAAGUGCCUGUUGAGAAUUCACCUGAAGGUCUCACUGAGUUUGCCAUGCCGUUCUGGUUCCAAUUAUACCAGGUUACCUACCGAGUUUUCCAGCAAUACUGGCGUAUGCCUUCUUACAUCAUCUCUAAGUGGGGAUUGGGUAUUGCUGCUGGUUUGUUCAUUGGUUUCUCCUUCUACCAAGCCAAGACAUCCCUGCAGGGAAUGCAGACAAUUAUCUACUCAGUGUUCAUGCUAUGCACUAUCUUCACCUCGCUUGUUCAACAGUUGAUGCCUCUAUUUGUUGCUCAAAGAUCGCUUUAUGAGGUCCGCGAGCGCCCUAGCAAAGCAUACUCCUGGAAAGCCUUCCUAAUAGCCCAAGUCAUCGUGGAAAUCCCCUACAUGAUUAUAACCGGUCUACUCAUCUUUGGUUGCUACUUCUACGCAGUUGUUGGCAUUCCAAGCUCCCUUACCCAAGGCACCGUUCUCCUCCUCUGUAUCCAAUUCUUUAUCUAUGCCGGCACAUUCGGACAAAUGGCCAUAGCCGCUCUCCCUGAUGCCCAAACCGCCAGUGCAAUCGUCGUCCUGCUCUUCGCCAUGUCACUCACAUUUUGUGGUGUGAUGCAACCCCCACAGGACCUUCCUGGAUUCUGGAUCUUCAUGUACCGCGUCUCACCAUUCACCUAUUGGACCAGCGCUAUGGCUAGUACUCAAGUUCACGGGCGCCAGGUCGUCUGUUCCAACGAUGAGCUCUCCAUUUUCGACCCUCCCUCUGGCCAGACUUGCUGGGAGUAUCUGAAGGAGUACGCUAAUGCCGCUGGAGGUCAGGUGCUUAACAAGGCCGCGACUUCUAGUUGCGAAUACUGCCCCGUCACUGUUGCUGAUCAGUAUGUUGCCCAGUCGGGUAUUCACUACAGUCAGCGCUGGAGAAACUAUGGGCUGGUCUGGGCUUACAUUGUUUUCAAUAUUUUCAUUGCCGUCAUGACCUACUACCUCUUCCGGGUCAAGCGUUGGAACGUGGAAGGCAUCAAAAAGAGCUUUACGCGUUUCAUUCCCUCAAAGAAGUCAAGUGGUUGA